Molecule: messenger RNA, 943 nt
Organism: Vigna umbellata (rice bean)
Lineage: Eukaryota; Viridiplantae; Streptophyta; Magnoliopsida; Fabales; Fabaceae
Gene: TFIIS
Product: transcript elongation factor IIS
Biological process (GO): transcription elongation by RNA polymerase II; DNA-templated transcription
Cellular component (GO): nucleus
Molecular function (GO): zinc ion binding; nucleic acid binding
Source: RefSeq, a predicted model, not a curated record
UGUUUGAUCCGUGAUGAUCCCUCCCUUUAUAUUUCACACUGUCUCGUUACCUCAGAUUUCUUUUCUUCCUUUCACUGGCGACACGGCCGCCGCAAGAGACAACAACAACAGCAGCGUCAGGCACCAUUCUUGUUAGAGGUGAGAGGGGUCGGGUUUGAUGGAGAAGGAACUGGUGGAAUUGUAUGACGCCGCGAAGAAGGCGGCGGACGCGGCCCUCUCCGGCGACGCUGAGCACGAGGAGAGCCGAUGCAUCGAUGCCCUGGAACAGCUUAAGAAAUUUCCCGUUAAUUAUAAGAUUCUUGUUAACACUCAGGUAGGGAAACAUCUUAAAAUUCUCACUAAGCACCCAAGGCAGACAAUUCGGGCUUUUGCUGUUGACCUAAUUGAGAUAUGGAAAGGCAUAAUUAUCAAGGAAACAAGCAAAAAUAAAAACGGGGGUGUUGAUAGUAAAGUUGAAUCAGCUAAUGGGGAGAGAUCUAAACCUGGGAAAAUGCAGAAAAGUCCUUCGGUGAAAGUUGAAAAAGGUGAAACUGUCAAGGCUGAGAGAAAUGAUAGGAAUGGUACAUCAAAGUCAGAAAGUAUGAAAAAGGCACAAAAUGAUGUCAAGAAUGAGAAAACUGAUCGUGCUGCAAGUGUCAAGGUGGAAAAGUCAGCCAAGGAGGUAAAGCCAUUCUCUGGAACAAAGAAAUUUUCAUCCAGUUCUGCAACUCCCCCAAAGCUAACAACUAUGAUCAAAUCUAACGAUGCAACGCGAGACAAAAUAAGGGAACUUCUCCAUGAGGCUUUGUCCAAGGUCUCUGGAGAGGCUGAUGAAGAUCUUGUAGAGAUUGUCAAUGCUUCUGAUCCUAUUCGAGUUGCUGUGACAGUGGAGUCUGUAUUAUUUGAAAAAUGGGGUCCUUCAAAUGGAGCGCAGAAGGUCAAGUACAGGUCCUUAAUGUUUAAC